AUGAGGGCAUCGGCACUCCUACGCAUCCAGCGAGGCUUGCUACGGCACCAUCGGCCUACGCAAGAUCCGACAAUCGCGAGCCUGCUGCGAGAGCGGCUGCAGACCUCCUUCGACGGCGUCGUCAGGGGUCUUCCUUCGACGCAGCCAUCCUCGCCCUUCACAUUGCGUCACUCUCGCAACGGGCUUGUCGCCCUGAUUGGCUGGUUUGCCUUGGUCUCUUACCUCGAAGGCCCAGCCUCGCAGUCCCACCCUUCCGCCGUUUCCAAUGCCACAACCACACUGCAACCCAUCAUCGCCACGAGCGGCAGCCACGUUCGCCCCUUCCCUGCCCGUUCACAGCCCGGUCUCGCCUGCACUCGACGGCUCCACACCUCCUCCUUGACAAGACAGCAGAGCGCGAGGCGGCUGCGUGAUUCGGUCCUGUCCGACUCUCGUUCUCAGCCUUCUGAUGGCCACGCGGGGCACACGGCAGACAAGCUGCGUCACAAGGCGAGGUACGGUUCACUUGCUCAUGCUCCAGCCUCGCACGGAAGCUGGUUCGAACGCUUUGGCCUUGCUUUUCUGAGGGCCUCGUCUUCGAAUACCAGCCGAGAUUCAGGGCGAUCCUCGAGCAGUUCGAAGGUGUCGUCCUCCGGAAACGGAGGAAAAGCCGACAAAUCGACGCAAGGCACCGGGAGAAUCUACGACCAUAUCCGUCACCCUUCGCUUUACGACCCAAUCGUCGCACCGCGCCACCCCAUCGUGCUCUGCCAUGGCCUCUACGGCUUUGACGUCCGAGGCCCUUUCUUUGGCCUUGAGAUCCACUACUGGGCCAAUGUGCUCGACAUCCUCCGCAAGAAGGUGGGCGCCGACGUCUUGAUCCACGGCGUGCCGCCCACGGGCAGCAUCAAGGAGCGCGCCGAGGCACUACACCGCUUCCUGUGCAGCGAAGAGGCAGGCGUGCGCGGCAAGAAGCUCAACUUCAUCGGCCACAGCAUGGGUGGCCUCGACGUCCGACAUCUGAUCACCAAUAUCCGGCCAAAGCCGGAGGAGUAUACCCCCAUCAGCUUGACGACGGUCAGCACGCCACAUCGCGGCAGUCCGUUCAUGGAUUGGUGCAACGCCAACAUCGGUAUCGGCAACGACUACAUCGAGAGAGCUCUUGAGGAGGCCAGGGCCAACCGAGCCGGUUCGACACUGCACAGCGGCAGCCACGAGCCCGUGCGUCCGCCUUAUUCCCUCAAGACGCCAUUGUUCUCGAGGCCCAAGAACGGCAAGCGGGUCCCAGAUGGCGCGGAACGCCAGGCGACCAAGUCGUCCGCGAGGGAAAGCAUCGCCUCAGGGAGCAACGGCCCGGCAGUCGCCGUGUCUGGUGCGGAAGCUGCGGGCGUCGCCGCCACUUCUGCGGUUCUCGAGGCUGUCGACCGUGCUGCAGACGCCGUCGGCAUCUCGCGCCAAAAGGACGACGACGGAGCCCAUCAGAGGGUCCGGGAGAGCGAGGAUCGCGUCGCCACCAGUGUGAAGGAGUCGGUCAAGAGCUCGAAGAGCGGCUCAUUGCUGCCUUUUGGCCUGUCCUCUUUCGCAAAGGCGCUCUCGUCUCUGUCGGGCUCGUUCAGCGCAUACAUGCUGUCGCUGCUCGACACGCCUGCCUAUGCGAUGCUGUCGACCAAGUACAUGGCCGAAGUCUUCAACCCCAACACGCCAAACUCGCCAGACGUCAAGUACUACAGCGUAGCCGCACGCACGCCCAGCCUGGCCAUCUGGCACCCGCUUUGGCUGCCCAAGCUCAUCCUAGACGCGGCCGCCGAGAGCCGCACUGUUGGUGGCGAGUCUGACGGAAGUGCAGACGCCCUCGGCAGUCAGAACCAGGGCAACGACGGUCUCGUCAGCGUGGAGAGCGCCAAGUGGGGCGAGUUUCUCGGCAUCAUGGAGGGCUGCGAUCACUGGGAUCUUCGCGGCGGGGGUGCCCCGCGCUGGAAGGGCAAGGUCAACCCCGCCACCGGCAAGCCAUAUCAGAGCAAAGCCGAGAUGACGGGCCAGCCAGAGGUCACGGCAACGUCGCCAGAUCGGAAGCCGACGGAAUCGUCUACAAGCUGGACCGACAUCAACCAGCUCCUCUUCAGCAGUGACGGCGACAAGGACAAGGCGGUCGAUGCUGAUACGCGCGUAGAGAGCGAUGCGGCAUCCUCCUCGGCACCAGCGAACAAGUUUCCGCGCGGCUAUGCGGCAAUUUCGGGCGAGGUCGGCUGGUCAGGCGUCAGGCUUCAAGACGCUGAGCUCGAGGACCUUCCCGGCCGCACAGGAGAAGAUGACGACGCCGAGGCCGGCGUGGGUUCCAGCUUCACGCCUCAGAACGACGAUACGCUCGUCAACGACAUCGCCGCCUGGAUCUCGGACCGCCUGCCUGAGCGUAACGUCGAGCGUCGCGCUCAGGCGGCAGAGCGGGAUCGACUCAUCUCGGAGAUGAGCCUCACGCUCUACCAACCCGAUACGGCGGGCCUGACCGAUACCAGAGGAGUCUCAUCGCACGCGUCGACGGCGCCUGAUUGGACGGGCAGCGACAUUGCAGGGAUUGCUUCAUCGGCUCCGUCGGCCCUGCCGGCAUCGACGGCCACCGCCGCGGGCAUGGCCACGUCGGCCUUGGCCCCUCCCACGAAUCGACCGCAAAAAGCGCAGACCCAAGAAAGCGCAAGGGGACCGGAGGGGUCCAGCGACAAGGCCAAGACCCGCGAAGACGCGCCCUCGAGCACGACGCCGAGCAAGGCCCAGACAAAAUCGCCACCGCAGCCAGACGAGCUCGAACGGUUCUGGGUCGCCCUCUGCCGUCAUCUGCAUGUCGAAGGCUUCUAG
Pseudozyma flocculosa PF-1 is the source of this 2829-nucleotide messenger RNA. RefSeq lists its product as uncharacterized. NCBI's taxonomy places the organism in Eukaryota, Fungi, Basidiomycota, Ustilaginomycetes, Ustilaginales, Ustilaginaceae. The record is from RefSeq and is a predicted model, not a curated record. The transcript has a single exon. Gene Ontology annotation, molecular function: triacylglycerol lipase activity. The coding region runs from base 1 to 2829 and encodes 942 amino acids.